AUGGAGGAGGUCACCAUGGUGCGGGUGUGGCGUGAGUUUCUCGACCUGAUACCCUCGUACAGCGAGAAUCUGCCCAUCUUUCGGGACAUUUCACACAGCAUGCAGCAAUGCGGCAUUCGGCUGAACAAACAAGAGGUUCGCCGUCGCAUCAAUAGCUAUCGCAAUAAGUAUUUAACGGAACGGAGUCGCGUGGAGGGCGAUCCGGAGUACACACCGGAAUGGCGUCUGUACCAGAUUGUAGACUGCCUUUUCAAUCCAGAGCGACCCUCGGUGGACAUUCACCUGGUACAGAAUGUGCUCGAGUCGGCGGCCAUGCAGGUGCGCAGCGAGCAUCCGGAUCUGCCGAACAUACCUAGCUCAAUGUCCAGGGCACCUUAUGUGAAGUUCAAUCGCGAUCCGGACGGCUGUGCCUUCCUGGAGGGCCCAUCACCAACACCGCCGCAACAGACCCAAAAUUUUCCCGAAAUGCUGCACUUUUCUCAGAAUCCAGUCAAGACUGAACCCAAGCCGCUUGAGGCGGACGAAGCCGACAGUCCAACUUACGCAGAGAGUGCCAUACGACGGACACCCUUGAUGCCCGCCAAUUAUCAGCUCCAGCUACCCGUGGAGGAGCGCAUGGAGAUGGGGGCGAACGGUCAGAUGGAGUACGUUGGAAAGAAAAAGCGCGGACGACGCAGCAUUUUGCCGCGCGUGGGACAGAUCUCGCUGGCCCAAUUAGAGGCCUUGCGCAUGCAGAACGGAGAGCUGGAGCGGCAGAAUGAGAACAGCCAGAUGGAGUUGGAGUUCAAGGAGCGGCAAUACAACGAGCUAGAGCAGACCCUCGACCUCUGGAUGCACCAGCAAGAGAUGUUUUUGCUCCACUUUGAGCGCCUGGGCUUCAAAACCGCGGAGGACUAG
This is a messenger RNA of Drosophila persimilis, 897 nucleotides long. RefSeq lists its product as uncharacterized. The record is from RefSeq and is a predicted model, not a curated record. NCBI's taxonomy places the organism in Eukaryota, Metazoa, Arthropoda, Insecta, Diptera, Drosophilidae. Gene Ontology annotation, biological process: positive regulation of DNA-templated transcription. The coding region runs from base 1 to 897 and encodes 298 amino acids. The transcript has a single exon. Gene Ontology annotation, cellular component: nuclear body.